This is a messenger RNA of Triticum dicoccoides, 1429 nucleotides long. Its product is annotated as probable receptor-like protein kinase At1g49730. The record is from RefSeq and is a predicted model, not a curated record. The coding region runs from base 222 to 1112 and encodes 296 amino acids. Lineage: Eukaryota; Viridiplantae; Streptophyta; Magnoliopsida; Poales; Poaceae. Gene Ontology annotation, cellular component: plasma membrane. Gene Ontology annotation, biological process: protein phosphorylation. The transcript is spliced from 7 exons. Gene Ontology annotation, molecular function: protein tyrosine kinase activity; ATP binding.
CUUUCGCUGGGGCAGCACGGUUUUAACUAGUUUACCAGCGGCAGAAGAGGAUAGGCGAUCCAUUUCGUCGUACCUGAAGAUCUCCAUAAACAAGAGCAAGAAAACAGAGGCCUCCCUCACCAUCUGCCUGCUGCCUACUACCUGUCUCCUCUGCUCUGAAACAAAUAAGCGCACCAAUCCCGGGGCGCCGUCUGCCUCUGCCUGCCGACCUCUCCAGACGGAUGGGCAUGGACUGCCUCCACCAGCGGCUCGGCCGCACGCGUGCUCUGCCGUUCGUGAGGAGGUUCAAGCCGAGCGAGAUCGAGGCGGCCACCAGCGGCUUCAGCACGGCCCUCGAGACCGGCGGGCCUCGCGGCACGGCGUACCGCGCCCGCUUCGCUGAUGGCCUCGUCGCCACGGUGCGCCGUGCGGGCGGCGGCGACCCGGACCAGGCAGGGCAGGAGGGCGCCUUCUACCGGGAGCUGCAGCUGCUCGGCCGCCUCAACCACCGACACGUUGUCAGGCUCCGCGGCUUCUCAGAAGGACACAACAGGUUUCUGGUGUUUGAUCAGAUGGAGAACAGGAGCCUGAAAGAAUGCCUCCACGAUCCUCUUAGGACGCCACUCAACUGGAGGACCCGGUUGCAGGUUGCCAUAGAUGUCGCAGCAGCCCUGGAGUAUCUCUACUACUUCUGCGACCCUCCGGUGUUCCACGUGACGGUGACCUCCAACAACGUGAUGAUGGAUGCUGAUUUCGUCGCCAAGUUUCAGCUAUCGGACGUCAGUGUCGUCGGUCACGACUCUUCCGAAGGAUCCCACGCCGAAGAGCGAAUUCAGCAGAGGCGGACGGAGCUGGUGUUCCAGUACGGCGUGUUGCUCCUGGAGCUCGUGACCGGACAGUCGCCCGGGGGCGGCGACGGCGAGCUCGUGCGGUGGGUGCAGGAGCCAGGGUUCGCCGGAUCCAUGCAGAGGAUGGUGGACGCGGAUCUCGGGGGCACCUACGACGCCGGCGAGCUCCGGGACCUCGUGAUAGUCGCGAGGCUCUGCACUAGGCCUGGCAGCGGCACCGCCGUUGUCUCGAUCCCACAGGUACUCCGCUACUUGCAGGGGAAGGUGGGUGACAAAAACAGAUGACAGUACGUAGCUCUUCUUGUUGUCCUUUGCUUGCGGGUGAAUGCAAUGCAAAUUGCAAUUUACUUCUUCCAUUCCAAAAUUCUUGUCUUAGAUAUACCCGUGUCUAGACGAAUCUAAGACAAGAAUUUUAGGACUGAGGGAGUAUGUAUUAUACGUCCUCGCAGAGAUAUUGUAUGACAUCCGUGGCGAAGAAGUCUCCACAUUUCCUUUUUUUGCGGGUGGAAGAAGUCUCCACACAUUAAAAAUCCCUGGACAGAAACUCCAAAACUCGGUUUUCUUUUGCAAGACUGUUAAUAAAGUUGGUCUGUUACCAUCAA